Molecule: messenger RNA, 2972 nt
Organism: Vespa mandarinia (Asian giant hornet)
Lineage: Eukaryota; Metazoa; Arthropoda; Insecta; Hymenoptera; Vespidae
Product: beta-glucuronidase
Biological process (GO): carbohydrate metabolic process
Molecular function (GO): beta-glucuronidase activity; carbohydrate binding
Source: RefSeq, a predicted model, not a curated record
GAGAAAGAGAGAGAGAGAGAAAAAGAGAGAAAGAGAAAGAGAUAGAAAGAAAGAGAUAGAAAGAGAGACACCCGGUAUAUAAAAGUUGGCCGACCGUCUGGCGAGCCCCAGUGCACAAAUGGGAUAGGUAACUGAUUCUCUGAUCUAGUGGUGUAAGAUCCCUCCUGGAGAGAACGUGGCAAGCUUCUGCUACGUCGACGACGAUGACCACGUCUACGACGACUACGACGACGAGGACGACGACUAUAAAGAAAAUGACUAUGACUAUUACGACUAUGACUAUGACUAUUACGACGACGAUGUCUCUCUGAAUUUGUUCAGAAUUUAAGAGAUAGAUAGAUAGAUAGAUAGAUAGAGAUAAAAAGAGAGAAAGAGAAAGAGAAAGAGAGAAAGAGAGAAAAAUAGAAAAGAAGACCAAACGAAUCUUAUCCUCGUCAUCAUUUAUUUCCGAAAGGGAGAGAGAAAAUCAUUAAUAUCUGAUAUAAGAAGAUAAAGGAAUACCUACUUCUAAGGAUUUCGAAAAGGACAACGAUUGAUAAAUUGUUUAUCAAUAAGAGAUACAAAUGCCUAAGAAAAUGUUAUUGCUGUUCGUAUUCUUAAUCGGUAGCGUUAAAUCGGGUGAAUUUGAGGUUGAAUUUGAAUUACCCGAAGUACCAAAUGAAUCCGCAGCUUUACCAAAGGAGGAUAUUCAACCGAUACCACUUCCUGGUCAACUUUAUCCACGAGAAAGCGAAUCACGUGAGGUGAAAUCGCUUGAUGGUUUAUGGGAUUUUAUUGCCUCACCUUCUGAUGACGUCUUGAAAGGCUACAGAGAAUUCUGGUACAUUGAUUCACUGUCAAAGGCUGGUGAAUUGAUUAAAAUGCCAGUACCGUCUUCCUAUAACGACAUAACAACAUCCAAAGAACUUAGGGAUCACGUUGGUGCUGUCUGGUACGAACGUACGUUCUUCAUACCCUGGUCCUGGCAAACUCAAAGAAUUUUUCUCAGAUUUGGUUCUGUUAAUUAUCUCGCACAAGUUUGGAUCAACAAUGAAUUGGUUAUGGAACACGAGAUUGGAAAUCUUCCGUUUGAGGCAGAAAUAACGAAAUACUUGUUCUUCGGUUUAAAAAAUCGUAUAACCGUUGCGGUUGACAAUACCUUGCUUCAGACCAGUGUACCACAAGGAAAGAUAUACGACAUUAUUACCGAUAACGGAACGAAACACUUUCAAAGUUAUUCUUUUGAUUUUUUCAAUUAUGCUGGUAUACACAGAUCCGUACUGUUGUACACUACACCGCGGGUAUACAUUGAGGAUAUAACUGUAAGAACCGGAGUGGUAGAUGACAUGGGUAUAAUAAAAUAUACAAUACAAGCGGCAGGUUUAAACCAAGGUGAAAUACCAAUCUGUACUGUGACCUUGCAUGAUACUGAAGAAAACUUGGUAAUAAAGGAGACAGACAAUACAUACUUAUCUGGUACUCUUAAAGUACCUAAAGCUAAACUUUGGUGGCCCCGAGGCAUGAAUUCUACGCCUGGUUAUCUUUAUACUCUCGAGGUCAGAUUAUCAAUACAAAAUGAUACCAGUUCAGACGUUUACAGAUUACCUAUUGGAAUUAGAACCGUGUCAUGGACGAAUACGAGUUUAUUAGUGAAUGGUAAACCCAUUUAUAUGAGAGGUUUCGGUAGACACGAAGAUGCAAUUAUACGAGGCCGGGGUUUCGACCUUGUUACUAUGAUCAGGGACUAUGAACUUUUACAAUGGGUUGGUGCUAAUUCUUAUAGGACUAGUCAUUAUCCUUACAGCGAUGAAGUCCUUGAUAUGGCUGAUAGGCUUGGUUUCAUGAUCAUCGACGAGUGUCCUUCAGUCGACACAGAAAACUUCACACCUAUUUUACUUUUACGUCACAAAACAUCCUUGUCGGAACUUGUUCGAAGGGAUAAAAAUCAUCCUUCUGUUAUCAUGUGGUCUCUUGCUAAUGAACCAAGAACACAAUUACAAGGUGCCGAUGAAUAUUUCAAACAAAUUGCUGAUCAUACUAAAGCUCUUGAUCCUACUAGACCUGUUACCAUAGCACUUGCAAGAAGCGUUCAGGAGGACAAAGUUGGACAAUAUUUGGACGUGAUUAGUUUUAAUCGUUACAAUUCAUGGUAUGUAAAUUCUGGUAGAUUGGAUAUGAUCAUUGAUCGUGUAUUUACAGAGGCCGAAGCUUGGCACAGGAAAUAUGAUAAACCUGUGCUUAUGUCCGAAUAUGGCGCAGACACUUUGCCUGGUCAACACGAGUUACCUAGCUAUAUAUGGAGCGAAGAAUACCAAACCGAAAUGUUUUCUAAACAUUUUGAAGCGUUCGAUCGUUUAAGAUAUGAAGGUUUCUUCAUUGGUGAAUUUAUUUGGAACUUUGCGGACUUUCGAACAGCUCAAACUUAUUACAGAGUAGGUGGAAAUAAAAAAGGUAUUUUUACAAGAGACAGACAACCAAAAAUGGUAGCUCAUCACGUUAGAAAGAGGUAUUACGCGUUAGAAAUGGAAAUAGAUGGAACGCAAUUACCACAAAAUCUUGAGAGUUACGUUUCUAAUUUUUACUCUCAACAUAUAGAAUUGUAAAUGUAAUUUAACCUUCCUUUUUUUUCUUUUCAUUUCUUUGUUUUCUUUUUUCUUUUUUUUUUUUUUUGGAAAGUCUAUUCGCUUAACAUUUACAUCUUUUACUACUUCUUUAUCUUUCAAUUCUUUCGGAUAUGUCUGCACAGAUAUAUAUUUACCACAUAAAAUUGAAUUAUUUAUUUCAAUGCAAGACAUAUUCCAACAAAAAGUACUUGUUAAUAUCUGUUUAUUUUAUAACGGAUCAAUUACGUAUAUUUUUAAGAAUUGUAGCUUUCAUAAAUGUCACCACUUUAUCUAUCUAAUUACUUAAUCAUUAAAUAAUUAUUAUCUAACAAUCACCUUGCUAAACUGCUGCUGCUACGUUUCCUAUGUUUUUAUAAAAAAAAAAAAAAA